CAACAUGGCGGACAAAACUCCGGCUAAAAAAGUUCUUAAUUUUAACGUAGGCGUUCUUGGUCAUGUAGACAGUGGAAAAACUGCUCUAGCUAGAGCUUUGAGCACUACAGCAUCCACUGCCUCGUUUGACAAGAAUCCUCAAAGCAAAGAAAGGGGUAUAACUCUUGAUCUGGGUUUCUCUGCUUUCCAGGUUCCUUUCCCUCAACACUUGAAAUCUGACUCCAAGGACAACGAAAGCUCGUACGAUUUUCUUCAGUUUACUCUAGUGGACUGUCCUGGCCAUGCCUCUUUGAUUAGAACAAUAAUAGGUGGAGCACAGAUAAUAGAUCUAAUGAUGUUGGUUAUAGACGUGACCAAAGGAAUUCAGACUCAGACUGCAGAGUGUUUGGUGAUCGGCGAGAUCUUGUGCGAGAAAAUGGUCGUGGUACUUAAUAAGGUUGACCUCUUGAAAGAGGAUAAAAGGGAAAGUUUGAUAGAAAAGAUGAAAAAAAGAAUUAACAAGAUUUUAGACACCACACCCUUUGCCAAGAGCCCAAUCAUCUCAGUUGCUGCUAAACCAGGAGGCCAAGAGGACACAGAAACUGAAUCAAUUGGUAUCAUUCAGCUGGUAGAAAUGCUUACAUCAAUGACUUAUAUUCCUCAAAGAACAUCUUCUGGAUCUCUCCUCUUUGCUGUUGACCACUGCUUUUCUAUCCGUGGACAAGGUACUGUAAUGACAGGAACAGUCCUUAAUGGUAGCAUUAGCUUGAACGAUACAAUAGAAAUUCCUUCUCUCAAGAUCACCAAGAAAGUCAAGUCCAUGCAGAUGUUUAAGCAGUCUAUAAAGUGCGCCACUCAAGGUGACAGAGUAGGAGUAUGUGUCACACAGUUUGACCCUAAACUUUUAGAGCGAGGACUUGUUUGCAGCCCUUCAAGUGUACCGCUUGUUUUUGGUGGAAUUGUUUCUGCCAAAAAGAUUGGUUAUUAUAAAAGUGCAAUCACUGCUAAGUCUAAAUUUCACAUCACUGUUGGCCAUGAGACAGUCAUGGGUAGAAUUCAAGUAUUUGGGUUACCAAAAGGCGAGUCGCCAGGAGAGGAUGGCUUCAGUUUGGACAGAGAGUAUAUUUAUCAAGAAGAACUGGUCAACCUUUCAAAAAGCCAGAAUGAAACAGAAAACAAAGAGGAAAGUGUGAAGACGACAUCAAGUGCAGGAGAUGACCUUUCAGACCAUCAGUGGUUGAUUAUUGAGUUUGAAAAGCCAGUUGUAUGUCCAGAGAAUUCACUAUUGAUUGGUUCUCGCUUGGAUACCGACAUACAUCUCAACAUGUGCAGAAUAGCAUUUCAUGGAAAGCUUCUUCUCCCAUUUACAGACAAAGACUAUGCAGAUACUGUGCUGCCCCAGCUGAAGGUCUUCAAGAUAAAACACAGGGAAGGAAUUGUAGAGAGAAUAGUUGAUGACUACACUGUGAUUGGCCGAUCUCUCUUUAAAAAGGAAACCAAUAUUUCAACCUUUACUGGUAUGAAAGUGAGUCUCUCCAUAGGAGAAGAAGGCGUCAUUGAGGGAGGCUUUGGUCAAAGUGGUAAGGUGAAAGUCAGAAUUCCUGCAGGGCUUAAAAAAGAAACCAUUCAACAGCUUCAAGCAUCGGGAAAGAAGAAGAACACCAAAGGAAAAGCAGUAGAAUCUUCAUCUUCGACUUCAGGGGAAUCAACAGGAAGUAAGGAAGCUAUCAAAAUAAUCUUGAAAUUUAGAAGGUAUAUACAUGACAAAAAGAAAAGAAUGAUACAAACUUAACAAAAUUUAAUGAUUUUAUAGAGUGCAAACAAUAUAGAGUGCAAACAAUAUAGAGUGCAAACAAU
Molecule: messenger RNA, 1836 nt
Organism: Actinia tenebrosa (Australian red waratah sea anemone)
Lineage: Eukaryota; Metazoa; Cnidaria; Anthozoa; Actiniaria; Actiniidae
Product: selenocysteine-specific elongation factor
Biological process (GO): selenocysteine incorporation
Molecular function (GO): GTP binding; GTPase activity; translation elongation factor activity
Source: RefSeq, a predicted model, not a curated record